AAACAAAGGUCACAGCCCCGGAAGUACAUUAGCAAAGGGGCGGGACUACGGAAGCCUGGAUGAGGGGGUUUCAAAACCGGGAAGCAGGAGACACGCAUGCUCACGUUCUUUUUCUGUUUUUAAAUGAAAACUAUUUUAUAAGCACGUAAUAGUGCGAUUUUCUAAAACUGCACGCGCUAAUUAACUCUAUUAAAGUGGUUAUGUUAAGAUAAGGCUUUUUAAAACAUCGCUUAGGAACUCGUUCACCAAGGUCACAGUGGAUGUAGUGGGAGCUAAGCCUUCAGCACAUGCGGUUAUAGUAGAGUUAAAAGCCACACGUUGCAAGGAAUAUGGCUGGACUUAUAAACUUUGAGGAUGAGAAAGAAGUGAAACAGUUUUUGGACAACCUGGCAGUGGAGUACAGCUUCCAGUGCUACAAAGAAAAGAGUCCUGAAGGAUGCCAAAGGCUCGCAGACUACUUGGAAGGGGUGAAGAAAAACUAUGAAUCUGCAGCGCAAGUGCUCAAACACAACUGUGAAACAUAUGGAUAUGGAGAGAGCUGCUAUAAACUUGGAGCUUACCAUGUCACAGGCAAAGGUGGAGUGACUGAGUGUCUGAGAACGGCUGGGUCCCUCUUCAUGCGGGCCUGCAACUCCAACGGGAAGAAAACUAUAGACGCCUGCCACAACGUGGGUCUGUUGGCCCACGAUGGACGAGCUAGCGAAGCGGGACCUGACCUUAAUGUAGCUCGCCACUACUAUGACAAAGCCUGCGACGGAGGCUUCGCUCCUUCCUGCUUUAACCUCAGCGCUAUGUUCAUUGAGGGCAACGCUAAAGGACUGCCACCAGAUAUGAAGCAAGCUUUGAAGUACGCUAACAGGGCUUGUGAGCUGGGACACGUGUGGGGCUGCGCCAACGCAAGUCGUAUGUACAAACUCGGGGAUGGAACAGAAAAGGAUGAGAAUAAAGCAGAGGAGCUGAAGAAUCGAGCGAGGGAGCUGCAUGGUGAAGAGAAAAAAAGGCAGCUCAAAUUUGGGGAAUGAAUUUGACACUUGAUUAAAUUAUCAUUUGCCUACACGUCUUGUGUUUAGACAGGUUGUUUGUGGGGACAAGUGUACGCAUGCAUAAACUAAACCUGCUGAGGGGUCCAAAGGUAGGAGAUGAUAUGAUUAAAAUAAAAAGAAUGGUCCCGUUUGCCUUGUUUACAGUGUGUAGACAGUCAAAUUCAGGCAGCUGAACUUCAACUAACUGUAUUAGUGGAUUGAGCCAAAUAUAUAAAUAAUUUAAGAGUAAAACCAAUAAAAUUAGUUGUGAUUCAUGUGCUGUACUUUAUCAAUAAUGAUCAAUAAUGCCUUUGACCCAUUUGGCACAAGCUUAUAGGGUAAAAUGGCAGUUUGAAAUCACUGUACUGUCAUCAGAUUUCCGUACUUCUGGAUCAACCUUUAUACAUGGAUACAUAUUGAGUGAAUAUUAUUAGUUUGGUGUGAUGAAAUCUAAUUUAAUUUUAACAAAAAAUGUGGUU
This is a messenger RNA of Centropristis striata (black sea bass), 1501 nucleotides long. RefSeq names its product cytochrome c oxidase assembly factor 7. Gene Ontology annotation, cellular component: mitochondrial intermembrane space. Gene Ontology annotation, molecular function: protein binding. The transcript has 3 exons. The record is from RefSeq and is a predicted model, not a curated record. Bases 330 to 1022 code for a protein of 230 amino acids. Lineage: Eukaryota; Metazoa; Chordata; Actinopteri; Perciformes; Serranidae.